AUGGCUUCAAAAUCUUAUAUAAUAUUAGGAACAGCUCUUCUUUUAAGUUUGAUACACUUAUAAGAUCAGAUUGGUGUUGAUAUCACUAAUUAACAUCACAUAUGGAUGCUGAAACAUAAUAAAUAAUACUAUUCUGCCCUUGAAUAAGAGUAUAAAAAUAAAAAUAGUUUUUAGAUAUAGAAGAAAAGUAUUUGACUAAAAUCUUAAAUUAAUUGAAGAGACAAACUAAAAAUAGAAUGACUUUGUGUUAGAAAUUAAUGAAUUCGCUGAUUUAACAUCAGAAGAAUUUUCAAUUAAAUAUUUACAAUAUGAUCAUCAAUAUACAAAUUACCAAGCUGUCUAACAAUUUAAAGAUGAUUAAAAUUUAAAUGCAGACAUUGAUUGGUCAUCAUAUGCUGGAAGUGUUCGAAAUUAAGGAUAAUGUGCCUCAUAUGUUUUUUUCACCUUAGAUCUUUUGGAUACAAAUAAUAAAAUCAUUAAAAACAUUUAUAAUCCAUUAUCAUAACAAGAUUUAAUCGAUUGUACAUAACCAUACGGGAAUAAAGGAUGUUCAGGUGGAAAUGUAGGAAAUUCUUUGAAUUAUGUAAAAGAUAAAGGAUUAGCUUAUGAAAAAGAUUAUCCAACAACAUCAACAAGCGGAGCCUGUAAAAGUGUUUAAAGAACUUUUCACAUCUCAAAUUAUAUUACUAUAAAAAACUGUGAUAAUUUGAUUAAAGCUUUAUCUAAUUCAACAGUUACUGUAUCAGUUGAUGCAUCUUCUUGGUAAUUUUAUAAAAGGUAAGUAUUUUCUUAAUAAAUUUAGUGGAAUAUUGACUUAAUGUGGAACUUCUUUAAAUCAUGGUGCAUUACUUGUUGGAGUUACAAAUGAUGGAGUAUGGACAUUGAAAAAUACUUGGGGUUCAAGUUGGGGAGAGAAAGGAUACAUUAGAUUAGGAGCAGGUAAUACUUGCGGAGUUUGUAUGAAUGGAUUGCAAUAAGUAUUUUGA
Messenger RNA from Paramecium sonneborni, 986 nucleotides. The record is from the annotation of a GenBank genome assembly. Lineage: Eukaryota; Ciliophora; Oligohymenophorea; Peniculida; Parameciidae.